CCCUUCUUAUAUGUACACCGUCAAAACCAAGCCACACAUUCAUCACUCUCUUACCUUCAUCGCUCUUUCUGCAGAGGAAGAGACUGGAGCUGGAUUAGUUACCAGCUACUAUACUUUCAUUUUUUUGUUGUUGUUGUGGUUGUGGUUGUUGGAGUAAAAAAUAAUGGCCGGGACUGGAAUGUUUUCUGAAAUAUUGGAUGGUGAUGUGUACAAGUACUACUCUGAUGGAGAAUGGAAGAAGUCUUCUUCUGGCAAAACUGUAGCUAUUGUCAACCCAACUACAAGAAAGACUCAGUACAAGGUUCAAGCUUGUACACAGGAAGAGGUUAACAAAGUGAUGGAAUCAGCCAAAAGCGCACAAAAAGCAUGGGCUAAAACUCCACUAUGGAAGAGAGCAGAGCUUCUUCACAAGGCAGCUGCUAUCCUGAAAGAGCACAAAGCCCCAAUUGCUGAGUGCUUGAUAAAAGAAAUUGCAAAACCAGCUAAAGAUUCAGUAACUGAGGUUGUGAGGUCAGGAGAUCUUAUUUCCUACACUGCUGAAGAAGGGGUUAGAAUUCUAGGAGAGGGAAAAUUCUUGGUCUCUGACAGUUUUCCUGGGAAUGACAGAACCAAGUACUGCCUGACUUCUAAGAUUCCCCUCGGAGUGGUUCUAGCCAUUCCACCCUUUAACUAUCCUGUCAACUUAGCUGUCUCAAAGAUUGGUCCUGCAUUGAUUGCUGGAAACUCCCUCGUGCUCAAGCCUCCAACUCAGGGUGCUGUCUCUUGCCUGCAUAUGGUACACUGUUUUCACUUGGCUGGUUUUCCCAAAGGCCUAAUCAGCUGUGUCACCGGGAAAGGGUCUGAGAUUGGUGACUUUCUUACUAUGCAUCCUGGUGUGAACUGUAUAAGCUUCACUGGUGGAGACACGGGCAUCGCAAUUUCAAAGAAGGCAGGCAUGAUUCCUCUUCAGAUGGAAUUGGGAGGAAAAGAUGCCUGCAUAGUGCUUGAAGAUGCUGACCUAGAUUUGGUAGCAGCAAACAUAAUAAAAGGAGGCUUUUCUUACAGUGGUCAAAGAUGCACUGCAAUUAAGGUUGUCUUGGUGAUGGAAUCCGUUGCUGAUGCUCUGGUUGAAAAGGUGAAAGCAAGAGUUGCAAAAUUAAGAGUUGGGCCACCAGAGAAUGACUGUGAUAUCACCCCUGUAGUCACAGAGUCAUCGGCCAAUUUCAUCGAAGGACUGGUAAUGGACGCCAAAGAAAAGGGAGCAACUUUCUGCCAGCAGUACAAGAGAGAGGGUAACCUCAUCUGGCCCUUGUUGUUAGAUAAUGUGAGGCCUGAUAUGAGGAUUGCAUGGGAAGAACCAUUUGGACCAAUUUUGCCAGUAGUAAGGAUCAAUUCUGUGGAAGAAGGAAUUCACCAUUGCAAUGCUAGCAAUUUCGGACUCCAGGGUUGCGUAUUUACAAAGGACAUCAACAGAGCCAUGUUGAUCAGCGAUGCAAUGGAAACUGGGACAGUUCAGAUCAACUCGGCACCAGCUCGUGGACCAGAUCAUUUCCCUUUCCAGGGUUUGAAGGAUAGCGGUAUUGGAUCACAAGGCAUCACCAAUAGCAUUAACAUGAUGACCAAAGUCAAGACCACAGUUAUCAACUUACCAAGCCCUUCUUACACCAUGGGUUAGUGUUAUCUACAAGGGAACCAAUAAUCACUACUACAUCCUUAGCUGAUUAGUAAUAUUCGAGGAAGAGUUAUCUUUUUCUACUACAUCCUUAUUAAUUCACAUCUAAGAGCAUGACGCGGAAUAAAGAUGCAUAAAUCAACUGCACAAUUGUGUGCUGCCAGAUUGCUAGUCGUUGUGCGGCUGUUGUAAAACGUGGGCUCUAUCACUGUGCUCCUACUUUCCGAUUUCGCUGAAAAUGUUUCAACGAGACUUGAUAAAUAGACGAAUGAGAGUUGUAUUUGUUGCUAUCAUAUUUAUUUGAAGCAUGGUAGUGUUUAACAAUUGCA
Molecule: messenger RNA, 1980 nt
Organism: Populus nigra (black poplar)
Lineage: Eukaryota; Viridiplantae; Streptophyta; Magnoliopsida; Malpighiales; Salicaceae
Product: NADP-dependent glyceraldehyde-3-phosphate dehydrogenase
Exons: 9
Coding region: 164-1654 (496 amino acids)
Molecular function (GO): lactaldehyde dehydrogenase (NAD+) activity
Source: RefSeq, a predicted model, not a curated record